GUCGUCAUCUCCACUGGCAAGUCAGACUGGGCGCGCUCCGUUACAGACGAGAAGGGCUCUCUCGCACACCAUCUACAGGCCGUCGACGCCGGCCAGCCCUCUGCGCUCGCCACCACACCUGACAAGUCUCUCAAGGACCUCGACGCCUCUUCCGUUGUCUCCUCCAUUUCCGGCAUAUUCAGGGAUAACGAAACCACGAAGGUCUCCAUCCUCAACGGCAGCCAUGAUACGCUCUCGCACGACCACACGCUCGAGACCGUGCUCGUCUUCCCGGAUUACAAAGUCAUUGCCGAGGUCCCACGUUCGCUCAAGGGCGCAAGAGAGCUCUGGGAGCAUUCCGUCGACCCUUCCGUCUCCCGUCUCGGUUCAUCCUCUUCGCUGCUGCCUGAGGGGAACGAGCUCAAGUCGUGGGUGAUCCCGUACUCGUGUGUUAUCCUGAUCUGUUCCCAUAGACGGAGAGAUGUUCGUUGUGCGGUCGUGGCUCCCAAACUAGAACACGCUUUCUCCGACUCGCUUCAUCGCCAGAAAUGGGAAGUCCACACACAGCUCGACUACCUCGAGGGAUCGCCACUUGAGGACUUCGACGACUCCGAGGAUGAUAAGCAGGCGGAGAUGCUUCGACGCCUGCAGGAGCUCGAGAACCCAAAGUCAACGCACGAAACGGCGCAUGGGCAUCCUAAACGAGCGCUCAUACUCAAGACGUCACAUAUAGGUGGCCACAAGUACGCGGGGAACGUCAUCAUAUACAUGCCUCAAGGCGCGGGAGUGUGGUACGGUCGCGUGUCGACACACGAAGUCGAGCCCAUCGUGAGGAAUACGAUUCUUGGCGGCAAGAUUCUUCCGCCGCUACUUCGCGGUGGCGUCAAUUUAUCGAGGCCGGACUGUAAACGGCUCAAUGACUGGUAG
Messenger RNA from Stereum hirsutum FP-91666 SS1, 906 nucleotides. RefSeq lists its product as uncharacterized. The record is from RefSeq and is a predicted model, not a curated record. The annotation marks the transcript as partial. The transcript is spliced from 5 exons. NCBI's taxonomy places the organism in Eukaryota, Fungi, Basidiomycota, Agaricomycetes, Russulales, Stereaceae.